UCCCCUGAACCCAAAGAACUAAGCCAGUUCUUGUAGAGGAAGAGAUAUGGAGGGAAAAAACGAAGUAAAACUACAUGGAAUGUGGGUUAGUGCUUACUCUAAGAGAGUGGAACUGGCCCUCAGACUCAAAGGCAUACCUUAUGAGUACAUAGAAGAGGAUUUGAUCAACAAGAGCCGGUUGCUCCUCAAGUACAAUCCAGUUCACAAGAAGGUACAUGUACUCAUCCACAAUGGAAAACCUAUCUCCGAGUCACACAUCAUCCUAGAAUACAUCGACGAAACUUGGAAGACUGCUCCUAAGCUCCUGCCUGAAGAUCCUUACGAAAGAGCCAAAGUUCGAUUCUGGGCUAGUUUUAUCCAGCAACAGUUGUUUGAGAGCAUACUCAAACUGGUGACAAGUCAUGGGGAAGCACAAGAAAAAGCAGCCGCUGAAGUGAUUGAGAGGCAGGGAGUCUUUGAAGAAGGAAUGAAGGAGUAUUUUGCAGGAGGUGAUUCUUUCACUAAUGAGAAGAAUUGGGGGCUUCUAGACAUAUUGAUGGGUUCAACAUUUGGCGCUUACGAAGUUCAUGAAGAAGUGUAUGGUUUCAAACUGAUGGACCCGGAUAAGAAUCCAUUACUGUUCUCAUGGAUUACAAGAUUGAAGGAGCAUCCAUUGAUGAAGGGAUUACUGCCUCCUCAUGAGUCAUGACAAGCUUGUCGAGUUCCUUCAACUUAUUAGACGAACAAGUCAUGCUAGAGGGGCUGAAUCAAAUUAGCUGAUCACCUACCAAUAUUGAUCAGCUAGUCUGAUACCUUUCGCGUUACUAAAACAUAUUAGGGUUAUAUCAUAUUUGUUGCCUAGCUAGAUUGACAGCUGCGUGCUUUUUCCAUGGUUUUGUAGAAAAACAAGUGACGAUGAAAGGGUCUGGCUUGGCUAACCUUUCUGGGUUUUUGCCAAGGCUCCCAAUCUGUGUCUAGAGGUUGCUGGAUUGUGCUUGCAAUAAUGCCAUUAGGCACAUUGUAUGAUUGUAUCUGUAACAAGACAAGGCAAAUGUAAUUCUUGAAAAGAUGAAUGAAGAUAUGGUAUGUU
Rosa rugosa (rugosa rose) is the source of this 1069-nucleotide messenger RNA. RefSeq names its product glutathione S-transferase U9-like. The coding region runs from base 47 to 688 and encodes 213 amino acids. The record is from RefSeq and is a predicted model, not a curated record. Gene Ontology annotation, biological process: glutathione metabolic process. Gene Ontology annotation, cellular component: cytoplasm. Gene Ontology annotation, molecular function: glutathione transferase activity. Lineage: Eukaryota; Viridiplantae; Streptophyta; Magnoliopsida; Rosales; Rosaceae. The transcript has 2 exons.